AAUCACCCCCUCCACCACCACCUUCGCCAGAGCUACAGUGAGAGAGAGAUGCAAACGGGUGGACGAGCUAGUAAAUCAUUGGUACAGUAACUGUGAGAGAGCGAGAGAGACUUGAGCACCGAGCAAGCAAAGCAUACGAUCAGACAUCCCUCUGCUGGCGGCAAAAAAGUAACAGGAGAGAGAGAGAAAGAAAGGGAGGAAGAGGAAGAAGAAGGAAGAUGGGUCGGGGAAAGGUGGAGAUCAGGCGGAUCGAGAACAAGACAACCCGGCAGGUGACAUUCACCAAGCGCCGGAACGGGCUGCUCAAGAAAGCCUACGAGCUCUCGCUGCUCUGCGACGCCGAGGUCGCCCUCGUCAUCUUCUCCGGCGGCGGCCGCCUCUUCGAGUUCUCUAGCUCCUCAUGCAUGUACAAAAUACUUGAGAGAUACCGCACCUGCAACUACAACUCAACAGAAGCAACCCCUCCAGCAGAAAAUGAAAUAAAUUACCAAGAAUAUCUGAAGUUGAAGACCAGACUUGAAUAUCUUCAAAGUUCACAAAGAAAUAUUCUCGGUGAGGAUCUGGGCCCACUUAGCAUGAGGGAGCUUGAGCAAAUUGAGAACCAAAUAGACAUAUCUCUCAAGCAUAUCAGGACAAGAAAGAAUAAAGUAUUACUUGAUGAGUUAUAUGACCAGAAAAGUAAGGAGCAAGAGUUGCUGGAUCAAAACAAAGACCUGAGGAGGAAGUUGCAAGACAUCAGCUGUGCCGAGAAUGCGCUCCAUAUGUCAUGGCAAGAUGGAGGGCAUGCCAUCGAGACUACUUAUCCGGGACUGCUGCAACGCCCGGAACAUGAUUCCUCCAUGCAAAUUGGAACCUGAGUGUUGGAUCGGUCCAAAAUUGAAGUGAUUUCUUUUCCUAUGUGAAGGUACCAUCAGACCAGCAUGGACCAGCUGAACAACGAAGACAUGGCUCCACAGCGCCUUGAUGGACACCUUGGAUCGUCUGCAGGUUGGAUAUGAUCAGUUCAGACGAUGAGACAGGCAUGAUUCAACACGUAUUUCUUGUAAUGGUCUGGCGUUGCCUCCCGUGUAUGUAGCUAAGUGUGCUUGGACUUGAGUGUCACUUGUUAUAUUGUGUGCUGGACUUGUGGUGAUUAAUAGAGGUAGCAUAUGUAUGGAUCAAAAUACUUGUGCUAAGCAGAGUGGCACACGUUUCUAUUUGUUUAGCCCA
Molecule: messenger RNA, 1209 nt
Organism: Triticum aestivum (bread wheat)
Lineage: Eukaryota; Viridiplantae; Streptophyta; Magnoliopsida; Poales; Poaceae
Product: MADS-box transcription factor 1
Exons: 8
Coding region: 219-857 (212 amino acids)
Biological process (GO): positive regulation of transcription by RNA polymerase II
Cellular component (GO): nucleus
Molecular function (GO): protein dimerization activity; RNA polymerase II transcription regulatory region sequence-specific DNA binding; DNA-binding transcription factor activity
Source: RefSeq, a predicted model, not a curated record